Micropterus salmoides (largemouth bass) is the source of this 3033-nucleotide messenger RNA. RefSeq names its product oligodendrocyte-myelin glycoprotein-like. Gene Ontology annotation, biological process: neuron projection regeneration. The transcript is spliced from 2 exons. Lineage: Eukaryota; Metazoa; Chordata; Actinopteri; Centrarchiformes; Centrarchidae. The coding region runs from base 283 to 1686 and encodes 467 amino acids. The record is from RefSeq and is a predicted model, not a curated record. Gene Ontology annotation, molecular function: protein binding.
CUGAGUAAAUCCAGAGCCUGCAGUGCCUGAUCGCGCUAACCCAAAAGAUCCAUAUAAGAGGAGAGAGGACAAAAGGACCAUACUGCAAGGCAGUGAGGGCAGCCUCAAAAACCUGCACUGGACAAGUGAGCAAGGGUCAAACUCUAUGAGGGAAAUUCAGGCAUAGGAUAAAAAUUCACCUUCAAAAGAGCAGCAGCUGGUCCCGAGCCUGAAAGCAGGAUAGGAGAGGGAAGAGAGGCUGGACAGCAAAAAGGAGCAGAGAAAAGAGACUGGAAUGAUAAGAUGAGAAGCAGGCAUGCCAUGCUGAAGUUCUCCCUUAAUGAGGCCCUCCUGGAGCUCCUGCUUGUGUUGUUGCUGGGGUUGCAUGUCCUAGCCGUGUGCCCCUCCAUGUGCUCCUGCAGCCAUAGCCACAGGGAGGUAGACUGCUCCGGGAGGGGUCUGAGACAGUUGCCUGAGGGCCUGCAGCACAACAUGCGCUCCCUCAACUUGUCCCACAACCGAUUUCACAACCUGGACAGCCAGCUCACCGCAUACACCCACCUCCGCUUCCUUGAUUUGUCUCACAACCGGCUGAGCCACCUGCCCACCGGAUUACCACGCUCCCUGUGGCACCUUUACGCCGCCUGCAACCGCCUCCAGUUUCUCGACAAGAACGAUACGGUCUACCAGUGGAAUCUGCGAAUGCUUGACCUCUCCAACAACAAGCUGGAGCGCGCCAUCUUCAUCAACAAUACACUGACCAAUCUGUGCACGCUCAACCUAAGCCACAAUCACUUCUGGACUUUGCCCACCAACAUGCCUGCACACCUGGAGACUAUUGACCUGUCCCACAACUUGCUUGUGAAGGUGCUGCCGGGCUCUCUGGACCGGCUCCUCAGACUAACUCACUUAUAUCUACAUGCUAACCGCUUUUCCAUGCUGCCCUAUGGAGUGCUGGACAAGAUGACAUCACUUAGAGUCGUGACUCUGGGAGACAACCCUUGGGCCUGUCACCUUUAUGCAGACAUCACCUACUUACUCUCCUGGACUCAGCAUACCCCUGCCCGCGUCCUUGGCUGCCCCUGCCACACCCAGCCUGUCUGUGGAGGGGUGCGCCCUGGCAGGACCGGAGGGUGGCACUUUGCCUCCUAUAACCUGCCCCCCCUGGCAGCGAGUGCCCAGGACAUGAGCUCCGUGCCCUCUGAGGCCAGUGUCACCGGGUGGUGGUACUUGUCUGUUUCUGCUCUGUUAAGCACCUCACACACCCCCAAAGACACCACACAGCACCACCCCUUCACAGCCACACCCAUCGGCAUCUCCACGCUGCCACCCAGAAGCACAGGCACACACCUACCUAUUAAUCCCCUUUCUGCCGCAGAGUACAUGCUCCACACUAAUUCCCAUCUCACCUCUGGCACAGAGGAAGCCUCACCCACUCACUCCUUCCACACCACCGACACAGACUUCAUUACUGAAACUCCAAUCAGGGCUGACGCGACGCUGGCCACGGACCGGUUCUUAACAACAGAGAGCCCCUCCAUCCAAAAAAAGAAAACAACCACUCUUCGUACCAGGAGUGUCAGGAGGCAGAAUCAGUCCCUUCCUAAUGGCAUCAGCAACAGCAGCCCAGCUCUUGCUACCUGCUACUUGCUCCUUUUCCUGCACAGCCUGGGGCUUCUGUCUCUCAUUCUGCACCAAGCCCUCUGAAAGACAAACGAAAAACACUGACAGCUUAGUGUUAAGUCUGCAUAUGAAUUUACAGCACAAACAAAUGCAGCACACGUGCUGUAGGAAACUUUUGUUUAACUGUUGUGCGUAUUACCGGCUUUCUCUUGAAAAAGGCCAUUUACAACACUAAGGCUUUAUGACAACUUUCAUAAUCCCUACUGUUCUGAGUAUGGAAUGGAGCUACAUUUAUGAUAACUGGUCAAAAAACAAUGCAUUUCCUAUUCUAAUAACACUUUUAACAAGCCUCCACUUGAACGCAGUCACUGAUUAAAAUAAAAAAUAAAAAAAUACAUUGUAAUGAAUAUAGCUAAGCACAUGGUGGCACUGUACAUUCAGGUUAUUAUGGAACUGAAUGUAACCUGGUGCUCAUCUGCAACUACUAACUGAGGUGCUGGCCAGUACAUAUUAUGACCUACAAAUUAUUGUGUGUCUUUGAUUUUUAUUCUUUCAAAUUUUCCUAAACUAUGGGCUGGAUUGGACAGAUGUCCACUUAGUCAUGGUGUGCUCAGAUCUUUUUAUUUUAUAUUGGUGGCAUUAGCUUUCAAAUAUGUAUGAUGUAAAUCAAAGAUAUUUUGACUCUCAUGCCUAUAGGUGUCCUUGAUGCCUGCCUGCUUGUUUUAUGUAACAAACCACAUCACUCACCAGAGGAACAAUCUGUUUUGGGGACAGGGUGUAUCUAAGAAACCGGUCAUGACAUGUACAUAACAGGGAGCAGCAGAGAGGGGGGAAAACAAAUGGACAGUGUUGCGUCACUAUCUUUAACAAACUCUGAGUGGCGAGCACUGCUUCUGUAUUUUGAUCACAUCUCAGACUUAAGUGUCCUUCAUGAUUCAGUGGCGCUCGUGAAAAUGAUCUGCAUGGUGAUUGAACGUUCCAGGAAUGCUAACCUACUACUGUAUUGCCGCAGAGCAUUAAAGCACAGACAGAUUUUUUUUUGAAAUGUUAAGAUAUUCCAAUCUUGAUUGCAUUAAGCGUAAAUAACAGUGAUGUGCCAGCCUUCAGGUUUUUACAUUUUAGAAAUACCUACCUAAUGCCAGAUAGAAGGAAAUGCAUCUCAGCAAGUUGCAUUUGAUAAACUUAAGAAGAAUAUAGUGCCAGGGAAGCACUUUCUGUGAAGUUGAAUAAAACGUGCUGAGUUAUCUACACCUUUUAAUGAUCUUUCUUUUUACACCACAUUUUUCUUCAUUUUACACUGGAAGAUCAAUGUUUUUUCAUUUCAAACUGUUCUUGAAAAUUAUGUCUCAGGGGAGAGGGCAGACAAACUCAACAUAUUCCGUGAGUCUUUGACAUGGAUGUCAACCCUCAUGGGGACUGAAGUUAAAAAUA